UCUCGCGAGAUUAAGUGUAAAGAAGAAGAAGGUGGGAGGUAAAAAGACGUCGUUUGAGGCCUAAACGUCAGCGUUAUGUUCCCGUCUUCCUAAUUGAUGCAUGCAUGUCUAAAAAAAAGUAAACAUCGAUAAAGAUAAUAGUUUGUAUUGGGAUGAAUUAGUCCGAGCGCACUUUGACGCUUCUUGUGCCAGUUUAGCUUGCUAGUUAGUUUAGCUACUUAGCUUAGCUUGUUAGCAGCAAAAAAGCGACGCGGAGGUUAUUAUCGACACAUCUCUCAGCAGUAAACAAGUGCGAGUGUUGUCUUGUCAUUGUGAGGAAAAUGUGCGAAAGAACGAUAGUGGGCUACGAAAAGGAACUUUCGCCAACUAAAGAGAAGACCGAGCGUCAACAUCAACUACUGGACGCUUUUUUCAAGAAGCAUCACGUUGUGUUACACGGAACAGAGGUCCAGCAGCCCCCCCAUGUUAAAGAGGACAACCCACCUCCCCCUCACGUAAAAGACAAAAAGGAGGAGCCACAGCCCGCCCACAUCAAAGAGGAAGAGGAGGAACUCUGGAUCACUCAGGAGGCGGAGCUCCCCAAGUUUCCACUGACUGUUGUCUCCCUGAAGACUGAAGAGCGUGAAGAGAAACCACCUGAGUCCUCGCAGCUUCAUCACAGUCCAAACACCUGUGAAGAACACGGUCUUUCUAAGCAGAAGGAAUCGACCCUCAGGACGGAGCAGGAGGAGCCAAAUCUCCCCCGCGUCAACAAGGAGAAGGCUCGGUUUCGAGCCCCGCCCUUUAAAGAGGAAGGGAUUAAAGAAGAGGAGGAGGAACACAGCAUCAGUCGAUAUGGAGAGCAGUUUGAAUGGUUGGAGGAGGUUGACGUCACCAGGAUGCCAUUGACCGUCAUUGUGAAGAGUGAAGAUGGUGAGGUCAAAGGUGAAAGUGCGGCGGAGCCUCCAGGCAGCAGCUCGGCUCGACACAUGACAACAGAAGCUGAGGGAGACCACUGUGGAGGAUCACCACCAGAAAACCUCUUAGCGCCGCUAUCAGACAGUGACGACUUAACCUCACUCUCUACUGACACUGACGAUGACGAUAAUGACAAAGACUUGAAAGCAGACAACGGACAAUAUCAGUGCCCUCAUUGUGACAAAACUAUUAAACACAGUUGUCAUCUAAAAAUACAUAUGAGAAUACACACUGGUGAAAAACCAUUUGUGUGCUCAGUGUGCAGCAAAAGAUUCUCUCAGAAGCAACAUUUGAAAGUACACAUGAGAGUGCACACCGGGGAAAAACCGUUCAUGUGCUCGGUUUGUGGGCAAACGUUCUCUCAGAAGCAUUGUCUGAAAAUACACUCAGCGAUGCACACGGGAGAUAAACCCUUUUCCUGUUCAAUCUGCGCCAAGCGUUUUGUACAAAAUGUCGAUUUGAAAGUACACAUGAGGAUCCACACCGGGGAAAAACCUUUUACCUGUUCAAUUUGUGGCAAAGUCUUUUUGCGGAAAGAUGCGUUUAAAAUACACUCGAGACGACACACCGGCGAAAAGCCGUUUUCGUGUUCGAGCUGCAACAAAAGCUACUGUGACCAGUCGUCACUUUUGAAACACAUCAAAACGCACAGCGGGGAAAAACCAUAUUCCUGUUCCAGCUGCGACAGAAGCUUUUAUGAGCAUUCAAAACUCGUGGUGCACAUGCGGACACACACCGGGGAGAAAGUGUUCAGUUGCAGCGUGUGUGAUGAACGGUUCUCCUACAAGUACCAGUGCAAGAAACACAAGUGUGCUGGGGAGAACCGCAGCAACAAAUGAAGCUGCAGGAUCUUGAAUAAACUGCACCAAUCCAUCCAUCCAUCCAUUUCCUACCGCUUAUUCCCUUUGGGGUCGCGGGGGGCGCUAGUGCCUAUCUCAGCUAAUAUUAACUUUAAUUUUCUAACAAUACCUCAUAUAACGUGUGACAUCUUUACCAAUAUGUUUUUAUUUCUGUCACGUACAUGUAUUUAAACAAGCUCUGCUUCUCCCUAAUCCUUUCCAGACAUGAUGGUAUGUGACUUUGUAAAUAUGUGAUGUAUUUUAUUGUAAGUGUAUGCAUAUUGGAAAUAAAGUAUCAACAAUAA
Nerophis ophidion (straightnose pipefish) is the source of this 2101-nucleotide messenger RNA. RefSeq names its product zinc finger protein 260-like. Lineage: Eukaryota; Metazoa; Chordata; Actinopteri; Syngnathiformes; Syngnathidae. The transcript is spliced from 3 exons. The record is from RefSeq and is a predicted model, not a curated record. Gene Ontology annotation, cellular component: nucleus. Bases 321 to 1796 code for a protein of 491 amino acids.